This is a messenger RNA of Homarus americanus (American lobster), 701 nucleotides long. RefSeq names its product 28S ribosomal protein S17, mitochondrial-like (gene mRpS17). Gene Ontology annotation, cellular component: mitochondrial small ribosomal subunit; ribosome. The record is from RefSeq and is a predicted model, not a curated record. Bases 92 to 592 code for a protein of 166 amino acids. Gene Ontology annotation, molecular function: structural constituent of ribosome. Gene Ontology annotation, biological process: mitochondrial translation. The transcript has 5 exons. Lineage: Eukaryota; Metazoa; Arthropoda; Malacostraca; Decapoda; Nephropidae.
UAAUCAACUUCAACAAUAAUCAACUUCAACAACUUCAACUUGUGGUUCAACAAUAACAACACCGUCUAGCAGUUGACCUGACCCCUCAGACAUGGCUGGUUCAUUAGGUCGUAACACUCUUCUUAUAGGUCAAUGUAUCGCUCAUAACACAAAAAAUGCCGCCAAAGUUAGAGUAAAACGACUUAACUUGGAUAAUAACCUAAAUAUGUACUUCCCCACCCAGAAGAGCUACUUCAUCCACGACCCUGAGGAACAGUGUAAGGUUGGAGAUGUUGUAUUGAUCAAGGAACUACCAGAGAAGAUGACAAAGUUGAUCUCCCACUCGCUGGUGAAAAUGGUGUACAAGUUUGGUGACGUGACAGAUCCCAUCACAGGCAAGAAGGUGUACAAUCAUCACUAUAGGGACCAGUUGAAGGAAUAUAAUGAGAUGUUUGGGGUGGCUGAAGAUGGCUCAGGUGGCUUUGAUUACUCUCAGGCACCGGACAGAGGCUGGCAGGAAGGCAAGAAGGACUUCACUCAUAAGAUUGGUUAUAAGAAGUGGCAUGAAUUCGAGCCCGGUCACCCUCUACACGAUGAUCCCGUCGCUAGCUAAGUUUUCUUUGUGCGUAUUUUUAAAACCAUUUUUUGUACAGCAUUUGUUUGGGGGCGUUGAAUUAAAUUGAAUGUAGUAUAAAUUGUACAAAUACACUUUCCAGACUUUA